Molecule: messenger RNA, 1548 nt
Organism: Achroia grisella
Lineage: Eukaryota; Metazoa; Arthropoda; Insecta; Lepidoptera; Pyralidae
Product: cytochrome P450 6B5-like
Exons: 2
Coding region: 1-1548 (515 amino acids)
Molecular function (GO): oxidoreductase activity, acting on paired donors, with incorporation or reduction of molecular oxygen; monooxygenase activity; iron ion binding
Source: RefSeq, a predicted model, not a curated record
AUGAUUACUUUGGCAAUCGUUGUAGUUUUCUGUGCGCUAGCCUAUUAUUACAGCACUAAAUCUUUCAAAUAUUGGGACGCGAAAGGAAUCAAACAUGACAAGCCUAUCCCACUCUUCGGAAAUUGCUUUUGGUACUAUUUAAAAAAGCGAACGAUCGCUGAACUUGCACACGAGGUUUACAACAAAUAUCCCAACGAGAAAGUGGUUGGCUUCUUCAGAGUAGGACGGCCAGAGUUAGUAGUGAGAGAUCCUGAAAUCAUAAAACGCAUUCUUGUUACUGAUUUUGUCCAUUUCAAUUCGCGCGAUAUAGAUUUUCAUGAGGAAGUUUUAGAGCCGAUGAUGCGGAAUUUAUUUUUUGCAAGAGGCGAUCUCUGGCGGCUGUUGCGUCAAUGCAUGACACCAAUUUUUACUAGCGUUAAGCUAAAGAUGAUGUUCCCGCUGAUAGUGGAAAUGGCUGAGAAGCUGCAGGCACGCGCGUUCACAGCAGCUGCCGCAGGCCAUACAAUUGAUGCCUAUGACCUUGUGUCUCGAUAUAACAUCGAUUUUAUAGGCUCCUGCGGAUUCGGAUUGGACAUCAACGCGCUGAGCGAGGAAGACUCAGCAUUCAAGAAACUCGGCGUAAAAAUAUUUCAAGUUACUGCAAGAGACUUGUUAGUUAAUUUUCUAAAUAUAUUCAUCCCGUGUAUCGGGAAACAAUUCAAAUACUUUGAGAGAAUUGAAAGUGAUAUACUUAAAUUGACGAAGCAAAUGUUAGACGAAAGAAAUUAUGAACUAUCGGGCAGAAAUGAUUUUAUCGAUAUGUUACUUGAAUGUAAGAAAAAGGGGCCAAUUGUUGUUGAAUCUAUCGAACGUAGGAAACCAGAUGGAAGCCCGGAUAUAGCAACGUUAGAACUCGACGACGUUCAUAUAACCGCUCAAAUAUUUACGUUUUUCGCUGCUGGUUUUGAAACUACGUCUUCAGCCAUCAGCUACGUAUUGCAUCAACUAGCCUAUAAUCCUGAGAUACAAAUAGAAAUUCAAAAAGAAGUUGAUGAAGUACUUACUAAAUACAACGAUAAACUCAGCUACGAUGCUAUUAAAGAAAUGACUUACCUGAACUGUGCACUCAAAGAAGGUCUGAGAUUAUUUCCACCUGGAGGCGUUAUAUUGAGACAAUGUGUCCGCAGAACCCCAAUUCCUGAACUAAACAUGUCAUUGGAGAAGGACGAUAGAAUAAUUAUACCUGUUAAUGGACUGCAUAAUGACCCAAAAUAUUUUGAAAAACCUCAUGAAUUCCGACCGAAAAGAUUCAUCUCGGAAGAAUUUGGUAAAACCAAUAAAUAUGCUUAUCUGCCAUUUGGAGCGGGUCCCCGAGCAUGUACUGGUGAGCGAUUGGGUGUGAUGCAAUCGUUGGCAGGAUUAGCAGCAAUACUCUCGAAAUUUACUGUGGUACCCGCUCCGGAAUCGAAGGAGCACCCCGAAACUGACCACACUGCAAACUUUGUGCAAGCCAUAAAAGGUGGUUUACCCCUACUUUUUAAGGAAAGAAAUAUGCACAUACAGAAAUAA